Messenger RNA from Penicillium samsonianum, 1824 nucleotides. RefSeq lists its product as uncharacterized. The record is from RefSeq and is a predicted model, not a curated record. The transcript has 3 exons. Gene Ontology annotation, molecular function: magnesium ion transmembrane transporter activity. Gene Ontology annotation, cellular component: membrane. Bases 1 to 1824 code for a protein of 607 amino acids. Gene Ontology annotation, biological process: magnesium ion transport. Lineage: Eukaryota; Fungi; Ascomycota; Eurotiomycetes; Eurotiales; Aspergillaceae.
AUGGGCAAUCUAGGUGACUUAUCGCCGGAGGGUAGUGUUGCGGUUGGUGUAAUUGUUGGGCUAAUCUCAACCAGCCUCCAAGCUAUUGGGCUCACGCUCCAGCGCAAGUCGCAUUUGCUCGAGGACGAGAAACACCCCUACGAUGUGCGCAGACCCCCCUACAAGCGCCGACGAUGGCAAGUAGGAAUGGGGAUGUUUGUGAUUUCCAACAUUGUUGGAAGUACCAUCCAAAUCACCACACUUCCGUUACCAGUUCUCUCGACGCUCCAAGCGUCUGGAUUAGUGUUCAAUACUAUAUUUGCGACCCUCAUUCUCGGUGAACCCUUUACUCGAUAUUCUCUCGCAGGCACCGGCCUCGUCUGCAUCGGCGCGUUGUUGAUUGCGACCUUCGGCGCCAUCGGGGAACCCGCACAUACCUUAGAUCAGCUUCUAGACCUCCUCCAGCGACGGCCGUUUCUUCUGUGGAUGGGUGCCACUACUCUGCUGGUUGUUGUGGUACUUGUAGUCACCAAACUGCUGAAACACUUCAUGCCAUCCUCACGCGCGAAACCCUCAGCCUCCGGUCAUUUUUCACCACAUCUGCUGCGACUGCAAAGCCGAAUGAGAUUGAUCCGCGGCAUGAGUUAUGGAUUUGUCAGUGGUAUACUGUCGGCUCACUCCCUUUUGCUAGCAAAGUCGGCAGUGGAGCUUCUCGUUCGCACAGUGGUAGACGGUGUGAACCAGUUCAAUCGUUGGCAAUCAUGGGCUAUCCUGCUAGGGAUGAUCUUCCUAGCGCUCACACAGCUGUUCUAUCUCCAUCGAGGGCUGAAACUGUGUAGUACUAGUGUACUAUAUCCUUUUGUGUUCUGCAUCUACAACAUCAUUGCUAUCAUGGAUGGCCUGAUCUACUUCCGGCAAGUGUCUCAACUGGCGGGCUUCCACGCCGGUCUCAUCGCUCUGGGGACAAUAGUCCUCUUGGGUGGUGUCUUUUGCCUGUCAUGGCGACUUGAGGAUAUCGAUACUCACGCCGCUGUCAUCACUGUGGGUUCCACGCAGACCGGACUUGGGCCGGGUAUGGCAAUCGUGGAAGGGCACUCUCCAACAUCACCUGGGUUGCUUGACGGCCAGGACGAGGAAUCACAGAUUGGAGAAUGCGAGCCACUUCUUAACCCGAAGACCCAUACUCGGCAUCUUUCAUAUCAGCGGGGAAGAGCUCCAAGCUUACCACUCAAUUUGCAUUUCGAUCGCGACUCGGCCGAUCUAAACCCUGCAUCUAUUUGGGCUGAACUCGAUGAUUCGGACUACGAAUCCACCGAUGGACACAGACGAUCCUCAUCAGAUCGCCUACGCAGCGUCAGUGGUAGCGCAACUCUAAACGGCCCAUUACGGGGUCUAACACGACACUCGACGACCGGCGCUACUACACAUGAUCGCGAAAGGGGAUCUCGCCGAAUCCUAGGAUCACUACGUGAGAACCCAUGGCGUCGCACCUCGGCACCUCAGAGUGGGUUAUCGGCCGCCCAUCGUACACGGUAUGGAACCAUCCAAGAGAAUGCCGAUGAUAAUCACUGGCGCGACGACUCCCCUAUCCUUCGUUCGUCUGGCACCAGGUCUGGUCUUCUUGUUGGCUCAAAAAGGGCUCUGUCAGGUGCCUGGAGGUUUGGGAGACAAUAUCUGCCUCGGUGGAGCAGCCCGCAGGCGGGUAGUCAGGCUGAGAUUGACCCAGAAGAUAGCUCUUCCUCGUCCCUACUCCCGGACUCCGGUGUCCGUCUUCCACGAACACGUCAUACACAGGGAAUCCCUGUUCCUGAAUAUGACACCCUCCAGCCAGCGUCAUCCCCCUGA